AUGAGCGUCAAUGAAGUCAAGUUGAAGAAAGCUCCCAUUAGCUUUCAAGUCAAAGGAACAGGACCUGCUACCAGCCGAACCUUUGUGAUUGGGGACGAAGAUCAUACCAUUGGCAACUCCGCGCGGCACAUUUUGAUGCAAGACGCUCGUGUGGCAUUUGCCGGAUACUCGGUACCUCAUCCCAGCGAACCGAUUAUGCACGUUCGGAUUCAAUGCAAAGCCGACAGCGGUUGCACGGCCAUGGACGCAUUGAAGGAUUCCUGUCAGACGCUACAUUCGCAGUGCGAUAUUGUCCUGCAACGGUUGGAAGAAUUGUUGCCCGAAGUCAAGGAAGAUCGAUUGCAGAUGGAAAAAAUCAUUUUGAAGGAUAACGAGUUUUUUGAAGAGCAAGAAGAAGAAGAGGAGGAUGAUGAAGAAAUAUUGGAAGAUCAAGAUGAAGAUGCAGAUGUAUACAUGGAGGAAUAG
Molecule: messenger RNA, 465 nt
Organism: Seminavis robusta
Lineage: Eukaryota; Bacillariophyta; Bacillariophyceae; Naviculales; Naviculaceae
Source: the annotation of a GenBank genome assembly